UUAUUUGGGUUUCUGAAUCCGGCAGGGGAGGGUGUGUUAGAAGUUGCGAUUCUCUUGUGCGUGACACUUGUGUUUAAUAUUAAUCGUGAUCACGGUUUUUUAAUUCAUUAUAACCGUUUAAAAUUUCACACAAUUAAAAUAUAAUCACCAUUGCCGUGUUCUGAUUAGGUGAAUAUAAUCUAGUAGAAAGAACAAUGGCAAAGGAAGAUGUUAUUAUGUCUGAAUCUACAUCCCUUUACAAACAUCUUCUCGAUGAAGUGAAAGCAUCGGCCCAAGAACCGCAAAGUGCCAAAAUAACCCAUGAUAGUGGUGAUAUGUAUUUUGCACCACCGUCUUUGAUGAGAUCAAAGAUGGAUAUUGAGUUACAGAUAGCUGGAUUACGAAGACACCAGUUGCUUAUGGAUAAAAAAAUCGUAGAAGAGGUAUUCAGAGCCAAAGAAAAUGCUUUGGAAGCAGAGACGAAGUUGGCUUUGACAAUGCUCGAGGCAUAUCCAACUCCUGGAUCGCCUCUUACUGAUUCAGUUGGUGUAAAUACGAAUGCUAUUAAUGUGUUUUCAAACGCUAGUGCACCACCAGCAACAUCAUUUGAACAGGAUCCAGUAAAAUUUAAUACAUCUGCACAAAAUGAAAUAAGUUCCCCGUCUCGUUCGGAUUCUGCUAUUGGUACACCAGGUCUUUCUGCAUUAUCAUCUUUAGAUAGAGUGAAAGUAAGACUCGUGUCUAGUCCGGGAUUAAACGAAACUUAUGAGGUCCUGGGUUCUGACGAAAGCGUGAUUUUUCACGUCAAAAUUUCACUCAAACACCCUAAAGGUGACAAAAAUCUAUCAUUCGAAGGUGAAAUAUUAGACAAACAUCAUGAAGAGGUGGUGAAAUUUCAUUUAAAUGAAAAUCGUGAGUUGGUAGUGACGGCACGCAAUGAGAAAGUUUGCUCGAUCAAACGUCAGCCUACUCUUAUUAAGCCUGUGCUGACUGUCAAUGAUAAUGAUAACAAGGUACUUUUCAAAGUCAAAGGGCAAGGUCUCCGUAGCAAUAUACCCAUAUUCCCAAUCACAAAUCUGGAGAAGGUGCCUAUCGGCGGAAUUAACAAGGCUUUACCUUUGACAGCGCAGCCAAGCAACUUCGUUGAUGCACAGCUCAGCUCCAUUGAUUUUCCUCGUGACCUUGAUGUUAAAAGCAAAGCAGCAAUAAUCGCUUGCAAUUUCAUCAUUGUGAGUACCGACCAUGCGAUGAUUCGCUCUCGUUUGCUGCAAAAUGAGUUAUUAAUGGUAGCCACAGAUAAAAAUGUCACUGAAUAUUGAUUUCUGAAUAAAUCCUUUGAAGUUUUAUUUAACAGCGGGUUUUCUACUGAAAAAGCAAAUCCUCGAGAAGAAGCUUCAAGCUAGAACAUUAACAUUACAACUAAGAACUCUUUUAUUAUUUUUACUAACACAUUAAUCGGAUCCUUUAGCACGAAACAUCAUUGGAUAUGAACCGAAUUGGAAUUAAGCAAGAAUUGUAUUCUUGCUCUUUACACCCCUUUUUACUAACUUAGGAAAACGUAUAACUUAACGCUUAAUCUUGAGAAGAAAUUUUUAAAGUAGGUAAAUAUAAUAUUUUUUAAUAUGUUAAAUUACUUCACUAACACAUAAUUGCGAAGUAAUUUCAAUAAGGAAGUAUUUAAAAAUGAAAAAAAAAGCACUAAAAAAUCUCCUCCACUAAAUGGCGACUCUAGCAAAAGUUGAUCUUUGCAGGAAACGAAUGGACCAAAGAUAGUCCGUAGUUCCGUUUCUUUUAACUAACAUAUUAAAAAACUGAAAUUUGCAAAGUUUGUAACUUAGAUAUCAAAUACAAAGAGUUGUUUAUUGAGUUUUUAAAACUAAUUUACUUUUAGACAUGAAAGAAAACCGGAAGGGUUGUCAUGGAGAAAUCAAGAAAGCACUGUAGCGACAUCAAGUUUGAUUUCGGGAACUAAUUUUUUUUUUUUAAAUACUUUCUCAUUCAAAUUACACACGUGUCUCGCCAUAUGUUUAAUUUAAAUUGAAAAUCUCUAAAAAUGAAAAAUGUCUACUAGCAACAAGUGAAUGGCUGGAAAAUACAUUUAUGUAUUUAUCUAUCUAUAUCUUCACGCCGUAUCCCAUAUUGAGUAGAUAAUAUAUAUAUUUAGUUUAAGAAUACUGCUUGUACUGUUUUAAGAGCGAUAAUUUUACAAUUUAUUGUUAGUUUUAUUGUUACAUAUACUAUUGUAGUGAUUUUUGUAAUUAUUACAGAUCGUGGCACAUAAGUUGAACUAUGCGCAGUAGUACAUUUUAGGGUCUAAAUCUAAUCUUUCAAUGAUUAGGGACCAACUGACUUACCAUAAACCACUUGAAUUAAGGGUUUUUCUAUGUAUCUAUAAAUAAAACUUCCGAUCCAUGGACCACUUGAGAUACUUCCAGUGGUCUACGUAGCUGGUAACCAUAGCAAUGCAGUAUAAUCCAUGACAUGACGCGGAGAAAUCGCCAUUUUGGGUUCAAUUUACGUGCCGGGCAUCAUAUAUGGUUUUUUAGGUAAAACAUAGUUUUAGAUAUUGAUAAAACUACUUUAUUUAAUAAAUUCUAUAUUAAAUCUGUUCUGUUCUAU
Diatraea saccharalis (sugarcane borer) is the source of this 2598-nucleotide messenger RNA. The record is from the annotation of a GenBank genome assembly. Lineage: Eukaryota; Metazoa; Arthropoda; Insecta; Lepidoptera; Crambidae.